ACUCAGAUAGAUUUAGUUGUUAUUCUUGAUGCCUCGACCAGUGUUACAGAACCCAACUUUAAAUUGAUGCUGGAAUUCUUAAAAGAUUUCUUAUCGAUAGCGGACAUAGAUCGAGGCAAUGUUCGUGUUGGUGUAGUUAUCUACAGUACCAAAGAUCACGUUCAGUUCCAUCUGAACCAGUAUAGAUCUAAACAAGAUAUUUAUAAUGCUAUAGACAAUAUCCCAUACCGAUUUGGUAGUACCAAUACAGCUGAUGCUCUUAAAACAAUGCAUAGAGAAAUGUUUACACAACGUAAUGGUGAUCGUCCUGGUGUAGAUAAUAUUUGUAUUCUUAUAACUGAUGGUAUCUCUAAUAUCAAUUCUCGAAGAACAAUUCCUGAAGCUGAGGCAGCUCGUAGUAAAAAUAUCCAUAUCUAUGUUAUUGGUAUUGGUUUAACUGAUUUAAGAGAAGUUGAUGGUAUAGCUAGUAAACCAGUAGAAGAAAACAGGUUUGCUGUUCAAGAGUUUGAUGAACUGACUCCAAUGAAAGACAAAGUUUUCUCAUCACUAUGUUUCUGCAAGUAUUCUAUAAUAUAUAAGUGUUUUAACAUCAUAAUGUCUUCUUUGUGUGAUUACGUUGUUUAA
Messenger RNA from Lottia gigantea (owl limpet), 624 nucleotides. RefSeq lists its product as hypothetical. The annotation marks the transcript as partial. NCBI's taxonomy places the organism in Eukaryota, Metazoa, Mollusca, Gastropoda, Lottiidae. The record is from RefSeq and is a predicted model, not a curated record. The transcript has a single exon.